Messenger RNA from Carassius carassius (crucian carp), 2852 nucleotides. RefSeq names its product transmembrane protein 266 (gene tmem266). Gene Ontology annotation, biological process: transmembrane transport; monoatomic ion transport. The transcript is spliced from 11 exons. NCBI's taxonomy places the organism in Eukaryota, Metazoa, Chordata, Actinopteri, Cypriniformes, Cyprinidae. Gene Ontology annotation, cellular component: plasma membrane. Bases 667 to 2298 code for a protein of 543 amino acids. Gene Ontology annotation, molecular function: monoatomic ion channel activity; voltage-gated channel activity. The record is from RefSeq and is a predicted model, not a curated record.
CGCGUGACGCGUGAGAAUAGUCGCACCUCAGCGGGCAGGAAGGUGUUUUGAUGAAUGCGAGGUUAUCCCGAAGAACAUUUGCCAUCUCUUUUGGAAAGAAAACCAAUAGAAACGCGUUUUCUCUAUGUAAUGAAUCCCCUCCUCCCCUUCCUCCUCCUCCUCCGACAUAACGGAGCGAUGCUGGCGUUCAUGCUUCAAUCGAAACGCGUCUAAUCGUAACGCGGCUUCGACGCGAUGGAGACGGAGUCCCUGGCGUGAUUUAAAGGGGGAAGCCCUCAGCACAACACGACAUAUACACAAUGCACGCCUCCUGUCGCGAAUACGAAGGCUUUCUCUGGACGUGUAGACUCCUAAUGUCACCUCGCUGAGCGAUGAUGCUCGCGUCACGGCUCGCAUUCACUCAUCGUCCGCUUUAUUCGCGAAAGAAGCAGCAGAACGGAUACUUGACCACUGCGAAACUGCCUUUUUCACGCUUCAAGCCUCUUCUGGUUAUCGGCAAGGGACACAUUAUUAUAACCACAAGGGCCAGGGACACACGAUUAAAGUUUCAACGAUGUAAAUCGAGGUCUGGUAUGAGUGAAGUCGCCUCCGUCUAGCACAAACUAGAGCUCACAUUUGAGAUAGUCGAAAGAGGACUUCCGUUCAGCGUUUGCUGCGCACCACACCAUGAGCCAGCCACAGCCCCCUCAGCAGGCGGCAGCGCCGGAUCUGGAGGUGAUCUCCCAGCAGGUGGAGGAUGAAGGCCAGUGCAUGGCUCCAGUGCAGCUGGUCAGCUUCACCUACAGGGACCUUCCUCUAGCUGCCCUGGACCUCUCGCUGGCCGGAUCCCAGCUACUUUCCAAUCUGGAUGAAGACGACAACCAAGAUGGGUCUAACUGGCUGAAGCCGUGCUGUGGGAGGAGAGCAGCGCUGUGGCAGGUGUGUUUGCUGAGCGCCGGCUUCAACUGUUUCCUGGUGGCCUGUGUCGUCUUGGUGGUGCUCUUACUGACUGUGGAACUGCUCAUUGAUACUAAGCUCCUACAAUUUAAUAAUGCAUUCCAGUUCGCAUGUAUCAUCCACUGGAUCAGCCUGGUCAUCCUGUCCGUGUUCUUCACCGAGACUGUCUUUAGGAUUGUGGUGCUCGGGAUUUGGGAUUAUAUAGAGAACAAAGUUGAGGUAUUUGACGGUGCUGUGAUUGUACUCUCUCUGGCCCCAAUGGUGGCCUCCACGGUGGCUAACGGCCCCAGCAGCCCCUGGGACGCCAUCAGCCUCAUCAUCACCCUCCGCAUCUGGAGAGUCAAGAGAAUCAUUGACGCGUACGUCCUGCAGGUGAAGGUGGAGACGGAGCUGGAGAUCCAGCAGUAUGAGAAGACCAAAGCUUUGAGGGAGGAACAGCUGGAGAGACUCACACAGAUCUGUCAGGAACAGGCCUUUGAGAUCAGGCAGCUGAGGGCUCACCUGGCGCAGCAGGAUUUGGAUCUGGCCGCUGAGCGGGAUGCCGCCAUGCAGAUCCACCAUGUGUGGGGCAAACAGAGCAGCAGCUUCCAGGAAAUAGACGGCCUGGGACCCACUGGAUCUGACAACACCAGAGAGCCCAGACCUCCUCCAGAGAGCGCCGUUCAGGAUGAUAUGAAUAACUACAUCAGUCAGUAUUACAGUGAGCCAAGUAGCGACAUCGGGGUGCCCGACCCUGGUGCACGUGUCAUAACCACAGCAGCCAUAGAUGUCCACCUUCCUACCAACCCCAACCAGUUGCCGCCUUCCCUCGUCAGUGCUGACGGCCCGGGCAGUGGCCAGGAGCGCACAGGCAGCUCUGUAAGUGAAGCAUCCAGCACGACCAUGUCCCGGUCCAGCUGCAGCUUCACAGCCCAGCAGCACAGCGUCAGCAGCCACACGCUGGCCUCCACAACUGACUGCAGCUCUACCGUACGGGAGGCUUCCACCUCCGACUACAGCGGCCAACACUGCUGCCCUCCUCCAUACUGCAGCCCUUUGACCCUCGGCACACAACCAGGUGUCCACGACCCCAGCGCGGUGGUCAAAGAGCUGCUCUCUUCCCUGUCCGAGGACUCUUGCCUGGCACAGAAAGGCAGGGUUGACCCGGUCAACCUUAAAUUGCCCAGUCCGGCAGGGUCGGUGAAGGCCAGUCCGGAACUGGAGCACAGGGUGAAAAUAUAUAACAAGAGAAACCAGGAAAGUCUGGGUGUAUUCCAGACCAAGCCACUAAUUCACCUGCAGGGGACUGAGCCAUCACUGGAGGAGAAGUACAGGCUUAUGGAGCCGGCAGAUACUCCACUCAGCCAUAUAACGGACACAUAGAGCAUGACGUUUGGAACGGUGACCACCAACACCAGCUGAAGCAGCCUCUCCCUUGGCCUCUCUCUAUCUCUAUAUAUAGCUUACUCACUGGCUGUGUCGGAAACAUGAAAAAUAUUGCCUUCGCUGACAGUAUCCCGAGGUAGUAAGGCAUCAAGGCAUAUCGGAGUCUAGUGACCAGCCAAGUAGUUUAAGAGGCAGUGUAAAUGGCUCUAUGCCAGCACUGCUUCUGGUGAGCCACCUUCCUGCAGAGUUCAGGUCCAGAUCUGCUCCUACACACCUUCCCGUAGUUUUCAAGUAAUCCAGGACAACUUGGUUGGUUGGUUCAGGUGUGUUUGAUAAGGGUUGGAGCUAAAUUUUAUGUAAAGGUAACUCUCCAGCUAGCUCCAGUUAGCUACCCCUGCUUCUUUUUGCAAGAUUAAUAGGAAUUGCCCUGUCACAAAUGGUACAAAUAUAAAGGCUGGAAUAUACUACAUCUUUUAAAAUCUGAACAGUAAGUAUCAUACACUUGUCAACUUUGUAAAUGGUUACAGAAAAAAAAAUCUUACACUAAAGCA